AUGCAUACCCUUUCCGCCCUCCUCCUCCUCCUCCCCCUCGCCUCGGCGCACAUAAACCUAAAGUACCCCGCGCCCCUCAACCACCCCGAAAAUCCCAACACGAACGCUGGCACCGCAGACUUCACCUACAAUUCUCCCAUCACCGCCGCGCAAUUCCCGUGCAAAGGCUACCACAAGCUCCUUGGCAGACCGGCCGGAAAGUCGGUUGCCACAUGGGCGGCCGGAUCGACGCAGAACUUCACGCUCAGCGGCACGGCGGUGCACGGUGGGGGGAGCUGUCAGGCCUCCAUCAGCGAAGAUGGGGGCAAGACGUUCCGCGUCAUUAGGAGUUAUGUGGGUGGGUGUCCGGUGGUUGGAAAGUCCUUUGAAUUUGUGGUGCCGAAGGAGGCGAAGAGUGGGGAUGUGCUUUUCGCUUGGUUGGUUUUCUCCCCCCACGUGUGCUUUUUUGAUAUGGCUUUUUGCUGACUUGGACUGCGCGCGCGAUACAGGACUUGGUUCAAUAACGUUGGCAACAGAGAAAUGUACAUGAACUGUGCGGCCGUCACCAUCUCCGAUGGCGGGAGCAAGGGACUCUCGCACCUCCCCGAGAUAUUCCAGGCAAAUCUGGGUAGCGGGUGUGAGACGGUGCCGAGCAAGGACUUGCUGUUCCCUGUCCCUGGGAAUGACGUCGCCACUGUGAACACGGCGGCAACUGCGCCGGUGGGGGCGUGUGGGCCGAUGGCUCCAGCGGGAGCCAAUUCUUCGGCCUCCGUCCCUCCGGCUUCAUCCACCUCCUCUGCACCUCCGGCUGCGGUUCCUACCCCUACCUCCCUCACCCCUGUCCCCUCCCCCACAACCGUCGCAACGCCAGCCGGAUGCAUGUGUUUCUGCGCCGGUCCCGGCGGCUACACAGCCAACAUCCUACCCAUCUCCGCCGUCGACAAUAUCGCCGAGAAGACGCCGGCUGCCCUCAUCAUAGACCGUCUUCCUACCGCUACUGCUGACUAUGCCUCCUUUCUCUCCUCGGUGCCCACCUCUUCCUCCAACUCUACCACUUCCGCCCCCACAGCGGUCGCCUCUACAGCUACAAAAUCGUCGACGGGUAAGCCGGAGGGCACAGCAACGAUAAUCAAGAUUUCCAGGAGCGGAGGAGCGAGUGCCACGAAGACGUCGCUACAUGUUGACAAAGCGCCGACGGGGGUGGCGAAUAGGUUCCGGAGGUGGUAA
Molecule: messenger RNA, 1206 nt
Organism: Tuber aestivum (summer truffle)
Lineage: Eukaryota; Fungi; Ascomycota; Pezizomycetes; Pezizales; Tuberaceae
Source: the annotation of a GenBank genome assembly